AUGGCGGAUUUUGAAAAACACAACGACAAGGAGGCCGUGGAUAGCCAGCAUGGCUCUGACCUCCACAAUGGCUAUGCCCCUGAGAGGCAGGAUGAGGAAGUUGGCAUCGUCAACAAGGCGGCGCCCCUUGCCAGAGAUCUUCGUGGUCGACACAUGCAAAUGAUCGCCAUUGGUGGUGCUAUCGGAGCUGGUCUCUUCGUCGGAUCUGGUGGUGCCCUCAACGCUGGCGGUCCAGCCUCCCUGAUUAUUGGCUACAUGAUCAUCGGAAUCAUGCUUCUGUUCACAUGUCAGGCGCUCGCCGAGAUGGCUGUUCUUUUCCCAGUCAACGGUGCCUUCUACACUUAUGUCGUUCGUUUUCUUGAUCCUUCAUGGGGCUUUGCCAUGGGCUGGGACUACGCUAUUUCCUGGUUGACCGUCCUCCCUUUCGAGCUCAUCGCCGCCUCUAUUACAAUCACCUUCUGGCGCGAAGAUCUCAACAUGGGUAUCUGGGUCACUGUCUUCCUCGUCGUUCUCGCCGUCAUUCAGAUUUUCGGUGUCCGUGGAUACGGUGAAGUUGAGUUCAUUCUCAGCUUGAUCAAGAUUGCUGCUUGCAUUGGCUUCAUCAUUCUUGGCAUCGUCAUCAACUGCGGUGGCGUCGGUGACCGAGGAUACAUUGGCACCAAGUACUGGCACGAUCCCGGUGCUUUCAAGAACGGUUUCAACGGCUUCGCUGGUGUCUUUGUCGUCGCCGCCUUCUCCUUCGGAGGUACUGAGAUGGUCGGUCUGGCUGCUGCCGAGUCUGCAAACCCGAAGAAGGCCAUUCCCAUGGCUACUAAGCAGGUCUUCUGGCGUAUUGCUUUCUUCUAUAUUGUCAACCUGUUCAUCUUGGGGCUGAUCGUCCGAUCUGACGAUGACCGCCUUCUCAACUCUUCCGGUGCCAACACAAAGGCCUCGCCCUUCGUGCUGGCCAUUCAGGAUGCUGGUAUCAAGGUCUUGCCAUCGAUCUUCAAUGCUGUGAUCACUGUUGCUGUGAUCAGCGUUGCGAACUCCUGCACUUUCGGCUCGACUCGUACCAUGCAGGCUCUUGCCGAGCGUGGCAUGGCUCCGGGUUUCCUGGCUUAUGUUGAUAAGCAUGGCCGUCCCAUUUGGUGUGUCCUCAUCCAGCUCGCGUUCGGCCUCCUCGCUUUUAUCGGCGAAUCCAAUAAGAAGUCCGAGUUUUUCGGUUGGCUUCUUGCUCUUUCUGGUUUAGGAUAUUUCUUCUGUUGGGGCUCCAUUUGUGCCGCUCACAUUCGAUUCCGUUACGCGUGGAAGGCUCAGGGAUACACUCUCGAUCAGAUUCCGUACAAGCCGGCUCUAGGUGUUUGGGGAAGUUGGAUAGCCCUCGGUCUUAACAUCCUCUGCCUCAUUGCGACGUUUUACAGUGCGCUUUAUCCGUCGCCUGGCGCUAAACCUGAUGCAGAGUACUUCUUCCAGCAGUACCUGGCUUUGCCGGUUGUCAUUGCCUUGUAUCUCGGGUGGAAAAUCUACAGCCGUGACUGGAGACUAUAUAUCCCGGUUCACGAGAUUGACCUGAAGUCAGGAGUGCGUAUGCAUUUCCCCGGCGAUGAUGAGGAUCCAGAGAUGCACAAGACAUGGAAGAACCUUCCAUACCGGAUAUUCCGUGCUCUAUUCUAA
Molecule: messenger RNA, 1653 nt
Organism: Phaeoacremonium minimum UCRPA7
Lineage: Eukaryota; Fungi; Ascomycota; Sordariomycetes; Togniniales; Togniniaceae
Product: putative amino-acid permease inda1 protein
Exons: 4
Coding region: 1-1653 (550 amino acids)
Biological process (GO): amino acid transmembrane transport
Cellular component (GO): membrane
Molecular function (GO): amino acid transmembrane transporter activity
Source: RefSeq, a predicted model, not a curated record